AUGGCUAAUUUUACAAAGGAGAAUUUAGACCACUACCUACAGAGUAAAGUGAUCUCUUUUUCUGGAGUUCAUCAUAGUCUCAGGACUAAACCUGCAAAGCUGACUAAGUGGGUGGCUCUUUGAAGAGGCAGAUUCAGCUUCAACCCUGCUGUACAGUUGAAUAUAUGGGAUGCUCUGAUUCCAACCUUGGUGCUGGUCAGUGCUCCACUGCAGGGGUUGCUUGGUUACCAUAAGCAUGUGACCCGCCAAUGGAGAUGCCAUCAUUUGGAGCUUCAAAAUCCGCCCUUGGACACUCUCACACUUGCCUCGUCUACCUCUACCCCAGCUGGUGAGUUCAUACACUCUCAGAAAAUCCCACAGAGCACGGCUGAGCUUAAUAUCCAGCUGUGGGGGUCUAUAUUUUUUCCUGUCCACAAGCCAGAGGAGCUUCACCAGUGGCUGGAGAGCUUCAGCGACCCCACUUAGGACUGGCAGAAUGCAAGUGUGUGUAUGGUGGGAGGCAUAGUUCCAGUGAAGGUCAUCGGCCUGUUCAGAGAGUGUCUGGAAAAUAUCAUCAUGACCCGCAGCCUCACCGGGAAGGUCAGCGUCCUUGAGUCAGUGGGGAUGGUGGUGUGAGUUGCCAUAGAAACGUCAGAGGAUGUGAUAGAGGCAGAGCUCAUACCCACAGUGGAGCUGAUCAACUAUUGGCCGAAAAAAGCCCGCUGGCUCCGCUUACUUCAGCGCUGGCCAGCCUCAGAGUGUGCUCGCAGCAUCAAGUUAUUUGGUUUCACCCUCAUGGCAACAUCAAACUAGCAUUGGCUGUUCUUCUCAAGGGCGGAGCAAGCGCUGCUCGGAGUAGCUGAUGAGGACGGAGGUUGCCGUAGGAAGUGUUACAGGAUCAUCUGGCAGUUGAAAGAAGACAUCUGGCGUCCUUACAACAAGCCUGUCAUCACCACUUUCCACUUGCAGACUCUCUUGUUCUGGCGUUGUGAGAAAUUCCCAUUCACCAGGGACUGGCGCUGCGUGCAGGCGUGUGUGCCGCACAUGGCCCGGCAACUCCACAAGUGCAUGAGCCGCCGUUACCUGCGCCACUACCGCAUACGCUCCCACAACCUGCUCAAGUACAGCAACACCACCGAGCUAGAUCAAGCCGUGCAGAAAAUCAGUGACUUCAUAGCCCGGCCCGACCCUGUGUGA
Myripristis murdjan (pinecone soldierfish) is the source of this 1176-nucleotide messenger RNA. It is a transcript of the gene mab21l3, whose product is annotated as mab-21-like 3. The transcript has 11 exons. The record is from RefSeq and is a predicted model, not a curated record. Lineage: Eukaryota; Metazoa; Chordata; Actinopteri; Holocentriformes; Holocentridae.